This is a messenger RNA of Ylistrum balloti, 11384 nucleotides long. RefSeq lists its product as uncharacterized. The transcript has a single exon. NCBI's taxonomy places the organism in Eukaryota, Metazoa, Mollusca, Bivalvia, Pectinida, Pectinidae. The record is from RefSeq and is a predicted model, not a curated record. Gene Ontology annotation, molecular function: RNA polymerase II transcription regulatory region sequence-specific DNA binding; DNA-binding transcription factor activity, RNA polymerase II-specific. The coding region runs from base 1 to 8058 and encodes 2685 amino acids. Gene Ontology annotation, biological process: regulation of transcription by RNA polymerase II.
AUGGCUGAUGACCGAAAUGAUGAAGGAGUGUGCACAACAGACUCGCAUGUAAAGACACGAGGACGGACACGCAUCUGUAAAUCCUGCAAGUUCACUUGCACUGACUCAAAGGAGUUCCUAAAUCAUCAAGUGUAUGCACAUUCACAGGACGGAGAUCCAGAUUUGUUAGCCUCUCUUGGGAGUCGAAGGAAAAGCCAGAAUUCUGUGACCAUUCAACCUAUAAAGAAACCAUUGACUCGAUCAAGUUCUUCAUCUGAUGUAUCACCCUCGGAGAAAAUCAUAACUCAGAGAGGUGAAAGGCUUUCAUGUUCUUCUGAAGAGGUGACAUCAGAGAAAUCUUCAAAGCCUGAAAUAGACAGUGAACAAGUUAUCGAAACAGAAAAAUUAGACAAUUUGUUAAGUAACGAAAUCCAAACAUCUGACUCUAUGUCAGAUCUACAGAAAGUGAGAGAAGACAACAGAAUUACAGCCAAUGAGAAUACAGUAGAUGCAGAAAACUUAAGUGACCUUGAGAUGGAGAUGGAUGACAAGGUCAGCGAGCAAACAUAUAUCUUUAAUCCCGAGGGGGAGGAACAGGAUGAGGAGGGACGUCUGGUCAUCGCAGAAGAUGAACCAAAACAUUCCAAUCAUGCCAUCACGCAACCUACACGUAGUGGUAAUAUACAGAAUCGUACAUAUGUGUGCAAUCUGUGUGAAUUUAGCUCCACAAGUGCCAAGGUAUUUCUACAUCACCAGAAAGACAGCCAUAAUCUAGACAUAACUAUCUACGAAUGUGACAUUUGUGAAUAUGCCACAAAAUAUAAACAGAAGCUUCCACGUCACCGAAAGUUACACUUCACAGGGAAAGAAAAUGGUGGACUGAUGAGCGGUUCAGAUCUGGACAGCAGCUUUGGUGAGAAAAGUUUCCAUACCGAGGAUCGAGACAUGGAGGUCAGGGAACACUUAGGAGAGGAUGAAGAUGAGGAGGAGGUUUACGAUGAGGAAGAAGAAGAAGAGGAGACAAUUGUUCCUGCUGUCACUGAAAAUAACAUCAGUGAUAUCGUACAAGGUGAAAAGAAAAAACGAAAAACCAGACAAGAAGUUGAUCCUGCAAAAUACUUUGAAGUUUUAGAUGAAACAGGAGUGAAAUAUGCCUGUUCUAAAUGUGGCAAUGUGUACAAGUGGCGUAAAUCUCUCAACAAGCAUUGGAAGGAGAAGCACUUCGGUGACCUCCCUGAUACCAGUCGACCACCACCCGGUCUAGUCAAGCUUAAUACCAUCAGUCAUGUCAAAUACAGGGUUCCCAGCUCCUAUGAAAAUGGCGCGCGGAUAUCUGUCUCUCCCGCCAUGGGAAGUCAUAAAGGUGGACGCUCCAACAGUGCUACCCCUCAGAGUCUACACGGAUACCAAGUACACUCGGAGCCACAGGAGGAAAUGCCUAUGCCUUCAGCCUCUUCUGUGGUGAUGCCUAAAUUCAUUGGUCCAUUCAUCACCAACACAACAUCAUACCCGGCCAAUAAGGGGCCUGGCCAUGCCCUUGUUGAGGCUCUGCAAGGGGAAAAAGUUCGUCAGUCUUCUAACGGUAAAGAUGGUAAUAGGUCUGGAUCACGUCAGGGAGAACAGCCAUUAGACUUCUCUGUUAAGAAGGAGCUUGAUGUCAACAGAAAUAUCAGUCACGGAGGGGAAAGCUAUACCAACAUCAAAUCAGAACCUCAGUGGAAUGAGUAUAUGGAAGAAGACAGGGAGGAAUCUGACUUGUCCAAUAAGAUGACUUUGCCUGUCACUAUUGAUAAACAGGAUAGUCAGCCAAUACUUCAGUGUUCCAGAUGUGGAUUUGUUGCCAAAACUCUAGUCGACUAUAGCUCUCACAUGACAUUGCAUUUGAACAAACGGGCAUUUAAAUGUGCUGAAUGUCAAGAACAUUUUAAUGGAGUAGAUGAUUUGAACAAACAUUUUUCUGAACAACAUUCUGAUAAAAUUCAUGAACAUAAAGAAGCUAUACAGAAAAUUCCACAUGGUUUACAGCAGACAUAUCACCUCCUGAAGAUGCCACUUAAUGCAAUUGGGUCCAUGUCAACUCAGGAAAUUGGUAAUGGGGAACCAAAAUUUCUCAAAUGCAGCAUGUGCAGCUUUGUUGCAAAAUGGCCUGCAGAAUUACAGAAGCACGCUGUGUCACACUCCGAAGAGCGACCAUUUGUCUGCAUGGUAUGUGGCUCCACCUACAAGUGGAAAUGGGAUCUAGUGAAACAUUUUGAGAAGAGCCACAGCACACUUCCUAAUCCAUAUAAACGUCGUGAACAAGGUGCUGGGGUACCGCCUGUUACUGGUAAUGGCACAAAGCCUGGGAGUGGGACAAGUCCUACACAGAAUUCUUCAGAUCGGUCAUCCGAGACUCCUAAUAGCAUUUCCAGUUUGUAUGAAAUCUCCAGUGGCCAGGUACUGUCCAGCACAACGGCAGCUCUACUAGAUGCUGGCAGCCACAACAUUCGCAAAAUUCCAUAUACUGACAUGCGAGACGAGGAUGAGCCUCUGAAAAAGAAACGGAGGAUGUCAGACACUGAUUUACCUCUGCAGAAUAGCCAAGACGAUGAUUCGCAGGAUAAAUACCUGGUGACUGGAGAAAUGGAUGAUACAGCUAGAGAGCGCCCAUCAUCAGAACCUCUGGCCAACCUCACCAACAGGGAAGAUAGCCAAGAUGCUUUUAUGAGGAAACAUCUACAGCUUACCAGUGUUAAGUCUAGCUCUACCCUUAAAGACAUUCAAGAUCUUAUCCCUACUGAUGAAGAAAAUUUCCAGGAUGAAUUAAGUAGUAAAUUUGGGUUUAACUCUCCAGUGAGUAAUGAAACACAAAAAGCUAUGCUUGAAAUUAUGAAGAAGCGACUUGAAGGUGGAACACAAUCUCCUCCUGAGAAGAGUAAACUAACAAUGGAUAAGACUGGAAAAGUGACACCAAGUGAUGUACUGCUUCCAUACAGGUGUCCAAGAUGUGAAUACCGUGCACGAUGGCCGUCAGAAAUCACCCAACAUAUGAAGAACCAUUCAGAUGAGAAACCAUACCACUGUCCACGCUGUAGCUACAAGAGUAAAUGGAAGUGGGAUGUGGUAAAACAUCUAAAACGUUGCGGCGGUGGCACCAUACGUGAUGUCAUUGACACCAGCAAGGUGAAGAAGAUGCCGCCCCCGAAUGUGACUGUGAUGCCGCAAGGUAAUCUACAGCAGCAGACACCCCAACCUGUCAACUACAUGAUGAAUACUUCAAUGGAGGACUCCAAUGAAGAAGAUAAUCUUCCCAAUGGUGUAGCGAGGCAGGCCAUGGCUUAUUACAAAAAUGCUGAUAUGGCCGCCCAGUACCAGGACUAUGAGGAGGAAUUCAGUCAGGAGGAUAAUUCUGACUCUAACCAACAGAGGCAACCAGUGUUCCGCAGUCUGAUUAAUCAGGGCAUGUACCACUGUCUAGAUUGUCCCUUUGUAGGUCAUAGCCCGGCAGAACUCCGACGACAUGCUGUCUUACACUCAGAGAACAAACCCUUCACAUGUACCAUUUGCGGGUACAGCUCACGCUGGAAAUGUGAUCUCAAAAAACACAUUCGAACAUAUGAACACUAUGAUGUGAAUGCCAGCAACAAGCACAGGGCCCAGCAAGAAUACACAACACCAAUGUACUUACAGGACAAAUUCAAAUUAUCCAAACCUAGCAACAACCCAGAGCAGGAUGAUGAAGAUGACGAAGACCGUACUCUGUAUAAGUGUGACAGUUGUCUGUAUGUUACAUACAAGAAAUCAUCUUAUGACAUCCAUGUCAAAAUUCAUGGCGAUACCAAGAGAGAAGACGGAGGCUCUUCAGCUAAAUUUAAAUGCAAGCAAUGCGAGUAUCAAGCAUCAGAUCUGUCUUCCUUCUUACAACACAAGAAAUCACACAGUACUGCUCAACCAUCUCAGGGCCAGCCGCCCGAACAGGUGUCUAAUCGCACGCUUCAUCUCAAGCAUCGUCGUAAACCAGUCCAACAAUUCAAGUGCUCCAAGUGUCCUUACACCUGCUUCAAGAAAUCCGGACUGUCUCUGCACGAAGCCAUGCAUGAGCCAAGAGGAGGGGAAGCUUUUAUAUGUUUGUAUUGUGAUUACAAUGUGUACAGCAAAAAUCUUGUCCUUCAGCAUAUGAGGCUCCACCCUGAGUUUGAUGCCAAAGAAUGCCAGGAGUUCCUAAAGGAUGAUGAUGUUGAUGAUAUCAUUGAAGGAGUAGAAUCUAAAAAUAAUGAUGACAACGAGGAUUGUUUGGUGAUUGAUGAUAUGGAACAAGAAGAUAUGGAAAGAGAAUAUAUGGAGAAGUUCUCAUCUCCUUCUGUGAAAUUUUCAGGAAAAACCAAUUCUUCACCCAUUCAAAAUGAGAAAAAUGAGGGGCUAGACCUGUCAGCUGGAGCUUUGGACCUGACUUCAGUGGCUCAAACCUCUACAGCCAGUCCACAACCGUCAUCUAUAUUUGGAAGAGGAAAUACCACUAACCGUUUCCCCUGUGAAUGGUGCCCAGCAAUGUUCCCAAACGUAGUCACAGUCUAUCAGCAUGCACGCUCAGUGCAUCCAUAUGAGCUGAGGGCCCAGGAAAUGGGAGAAAGCAUGUCUCUUCCAACCAAAACCACAGGUAGUAAUGCUAUGUCUACAUUCAGUACUAAAGGAGAGAAAACACAGAACCUGUUUGGAGGUCAAUCACAGCCACAACAGAAUAGCUCCAUUCAGGCUCACACUCGUGCCCCAACUCCACAGUCAAACACUCCACGUCAGCUUCAUUCUCAGCUUUUCAACCAAACCUUCAUCCAACACCCUCGUUACCGCCCAAUUGAGCCAAAACCUCAUCAGCAACAACAACCACAGCAACAGCAGCAGCAGCAACAUCAAUCGUUAAAUAUUCAAAACAUUCCAAAACCAACAACACCAGUAACAACAAAUCAGACAUCACUUCACCAGAGACUACAGGAGAUAUCCAACAAGGUAGCAUCAGCACCCUCUGUUACGCCAGCACAGCCCAGGAGCCUUCCCAGCAGCCUUCAAAGUACGCCAUCACCACAGCAACUGGCCCAACAACACAUGCUGCAGCAGCUCAAGGCCAAAAAGUCCACUAGUCCACACAAACGUGGCCGAUCCUUCCAAUGUACAAAGUGUUCCUUUACAGCUCCUAACGCCGUUACCUAUCUACGUCACAUUGAACGUCAUGGCAGUAACUGUCGUCACACCUGUCGUUUCUGUGACUACAGUAUAGACCGUCUAAAUCUACUGUACCAGCACAUGAAGGGCACUCAUAGCGAUCUCUGGAGGGGCACACCUGAGGAGAAAAUCAACCUCACGUCUAAUGGUUCACGGCAAGAUAACCGGCAGAAGAUAUAUCACCAUAACGAUCAGUCAUUUGACAGUAUGAGUAACAGCUUUGAGGGCGGUAUGGAGGAGUUUGGAGAUGUAAAAGGCAGUGGAGGGGACGAUAGUUUGAACUCGUCUAUGACCAGCACUGACUUAAACGUGAUGGCGUCCAAGGAAGAGAACAAACCAGUUAUGGUGUUGAAGGAGGAAACUACAUGGAGAGGUAUUCCUGUACAAGUGUGCACCAUCAAUGGACGUAAGAACUACAAGUGUCCGAAAUGUUCUUAUGUUAGCAGCAAUGCAGCCAACACCACUAACCAUGUAAGGCAACAUGGCUCCAACAGAAAGUACAAGUGUGAACAAUGUGACUACAGCGUUGACAACCUCAAACUUAUCUACCAUCACAUGCAGUCGGUGCAUCCCUCAGAACCAAACUUUCUCGAGAAGUCGGGAGGUAAGCUUCCAUUUACUGUAGAAUAUGAGUAUUUACCCGAGGAGAAUAACAACUCGCUGACCUGGGGUGAGGAAGGCUUCCACAACAGGAACAACAGGUCAUCCACAGUACAGCUUGCAGAGAUUAUAGAAGACUUUGAAGAGGAUGCAGACUCGGAGGAAUACAACAUGUACCGCGAGCAUCAGAAACGCCAGCAACAAAAGGCUGGUAACAUGGAUAAUGACAUGGAAAUGGAUGUUCCCACUCAAAAGCUGACUCAACAAUUCCUUAGAAACAUUGUAAAUAGAAUGAAAAAGAAUGGGGAGAGGCUUCGAUACAAGUGUGCACGAUGUCCAUACUUUAGUUUCUGCAAAAACAAUAUCAUCAAGCACAGGCGUCAGCACGUUGUUAAAAGUCAAUAUGCAUGUCAGAUGUGUGACUAUAGUGCCACAAGGGCAUUCCUUCUCACCCAACACAUGAAGUUUCACAAAGAGGAAGAGGAGGAGAUGAUUAAGGCACAGGAAGGCACACCUAAAACAGGGGGAACCUUUCAGGAUGUCGUUCUUGACCCAUUUGACAAGGAGGGCUGUAACCUUCUUAAAAACAUUGAAACUCUGGAUAACAAGAUUGCUGAAAGGUCCAAUCCCUCACAGGAGGAACAGAAAGAUUUUGAAGAUGAAGCAUUAGAUGAAAUGGAAUUUGGAUCUCAGGAUGGGAAUAUGGAUGACUUUGAUGAAGAGGAAAUGGCUGCUUUAGAACGAGCAGAAUUUGAAGGGAUUAAUAAUUCUAAAGUAGAAUCUAGUUUAGUGAAGGAAGAUGCUGUAAAGGAAGCACAGGAAGUGGAGACAAUGAGUAAUGCCUCCGACGACAGUUUGUCAGAAAUCGACCCAUCAGCACUUCAGGAGCAGAUCUCACUUAAUAUGUCUGCCACUGUCACAAAUGGAGAAAAGAUCCGGUACAACUGCUCUCUAUGUCCAUACAAAUGUAAUGCUCUACGAAGCUUCAAAUGCCACAUCCACAUGCACGGCCUCAACAAAAAAUACAUCUGUGACUUCUGUAACUGGAGUGCCGACAGACUCAAUCUCUUGUACCAGCACCGAAAGGUUCACAUCGACGAACAGGGAUUCGUUCUCAACCAAGAAGAUAUAGUAUUUCUCAAUCGCGACUUUGCUUUGGAAUCCAAUGAUAAAAUGCCUUCUAACAUUUUGGAUAUGAAUGCUCCCAAGAUUGUCAGUAAUCACAAAGCUGUAUCACAGGAUUUGGAGAAAAACGAUCCUCGCCGAAUGUUUAAUCGUAACUUCAGUGGGAAGAAGGUCUACACUUGCAAGCUUUGUCCCUUCACAUGUAACAACAAAAACAGCUUUGACUAUCACAAAAAUCUACAUCGCAUCAAAGCACGCUUCCAGUGCUCCGAGUGUUCCUACAGUGUCGAUCGCUGGAACCUUCUGUCUCAGCAUAUUCGACUCCAUCAAGGUAGUGACUCCUUCGGACAGAGUCAAUGCAGAUGUCCAAAAUGUCCGUAUUUCAGCUUGAACCCACAGCUAAUGGAAGUACAUCUACAGCUCCAUGGUUCUGGCAAGGAGUUUACCUGUAAGUUCUGUGACUAUAGCGUUGAUAAACAGACCAGCCUGAUACAACACCAGAAAGUCCAUCUGACUGACGAAUCUGGUUGUUCUUCACCUUCUAUCAGUCAGAUGGACAUGAAAAAUUUUGAAGUAGCCAGUCCAGAUAUCAUUGCACCACAGCUGUACUUUAAUUCCCCAGAAAAUGAGGUUGAUUCUGAUGAUGACAGUGUGGACGACACGAGUGACCUGAAGUGUGAACGGUGUCCAUAUGGUACACCAUCCAAGGACGAGUUAGCAGACCACGAACACCAACACAAUAUUCACUAUAAGUAUGCCUGUCCAUACUGUGACUUCAGCUGUCCCGAGGAAUACCAGUUGGUGGAUCAUAUCCAGCUACAUCUUCCAAGUACCAAAGUUGACCGUGAUGUUGUCAAAUCCAUUCUGGAAAAACAAUCCAAAAAUGGUGACAAAUCACUUGAAAAGCCUGAAGUUCCUGUCGUGGGUUUUAGGAAGGUACAUGAGUCUGAAGUUACAGGUGAACCAGACUCGACUACAACUUCUCCUCCUGGUCAACCAGGAGAGAAAAAAGUGAGUGAUGACCCCGAUAAAAUGAAAGCUCCGAAGGAAAAGAGCCGUACUAAAGUAUAUGUGUGUCAGUACUGUGAGCGAGAAUUUGAAGGUAAAAAUUUGAUGCUUCAACAUGAACGUCAGCAUCUUAUAGGAUCCAAAUACUAAUGACACGUGUCUUGUAGCAGCAGAUACUAAAGUGACAUGUGUCAAGAAUGGUCACAUUACUAGUGCCUUUGAGAAGUCAAAUACUAACAAUUUUAUAAUACUACAUAUUAAUGACACUGGAUUUGUGAAUAUACUACUGCCGCAUGUAAGGAAUGCCCAUUGCUGCUGCGUUUAUGACUUGUGAAUGUUACUGAACUUAGAGGUAAAACCUUCAAAGCAGCCGAGAGAACUGUGAGAUAAAUCCAUCAACAUAUUUGCUAUAUGGACCAAAAUGGUGAAGAGAUGAUUCUGUAGAUUAACAUUAUGGAUGCAAAAUAUUAGGAAUUAGAAUACAAACUCUCUGUGAAUUGGCCUAAACUAUUGACUAAACACUUCAUUUGUGAUAUACCAUUAGUAGAUAAUAUUUAUAUAAAGGUGAUAAAUGACACUGUCAAAAUGAGAGUGGUAUACUUCUGAAAACAUUCCCAGGAGAGAACUGUGCAAUUAAAGGGAGACAAUUUUACUUUCUCUGCAAAGUUUUGACAAUGGUGCUACCGGGAAAAGGUUUUCUUGCCAGUCCAAGGGAGAUAACUCUAUGGAUUUGCCUUUGUGUUCAGUCUGCCCAACAUUGUCCAGUGUUCAAAUGACUUUAUUUGCAUUUCAUCAUUUUCUGUUCCAGCCUGCAAUAUUAUGGUAUUUAUAAGGUGUAGGCCAAAGUCUUUCAGUACUGUUUAAGGUAUACUAAAUCAUUCUUUAGGGGUUUUUACUUUUUACCAUUGCCAGGAGACUUUCCGUGUUACUUCAGAACAAAUUUUGUUUAAAAUUGUUACAUUACUAUGUUUACAAAGUUAUUUGAGAUAAUGGUUUUUAGGAAUACAUUUGUAAAAUGAUUUGCCAGAACACUUGUAUUGCCUCAAUAAUGUAUUUUUUUGUAAAUAUAUGGCCCUUGUUCUUAAUUUCUGCUUUUUAAGUUGCCCAUUUGUUUUUAACAAACUCACAUUACUAUGAUUUCUCAACACUAGCUUCCUUUAAGAAUAUGGUUCCUGCCAGUGUACGUUUAGUAUGUUUUUGCUUCUAUAUUAUAUAUUCUAUGAUAAAUACUACAAUUUGUGUAUCAAUACCCUUUACUUGUAAAUUUCUUGUAUACAGAGUUAUUGAUGACCAUUUGAACACAAGAAAGACAUAAGUGCAAUGCUAAAUAUAUUAUGAUUUUUUAUGUUUUUUUGUUAAUGUAUAUAUAGCCAUUAUAAAUUCUUUUAAAAAUGAAUUUUGAAAUCCAAUUCAUUUGUGAAGAUUUUGUUGAACUUGUGUAUAUAAAUUUGAUUUUUUUUUAACUGUUGUAAAUAAACCCAAUCUAUAGUCAUGUACUGAUGCAGAGUUAAACCUCUGUGUUCUCGCUAUCAUACCCUAAGCUGGCAUUAACAUGUUUUCUAUUUCAUAACAAUAUAAGUUGUAUGUCACAACGGCACACAAUUGUGACAAAUAUUCUGUUGUACAUGACAACAAUCUGUUGAAUGUAACCGUAUCAGACAAUGAUAUUUUGAUAUUUGUGAUGUCAGUCCACGGUAUGUGAGAAUAUACCUAUUUCACAUUCCAUUUUUAACAUAUUUACUAUGCUAUGCAGAAGAUUAAUUAAAAAAAGAAUUUACAUGCACUCAACGAGCUUGAAUUCAUAAAAUGAAUUAAAUUUUUUGUGGCUUUAAUGAAAAUAUUUUAUCCCUUUAGAAGGUUAUGGAAUUCCAGUCAAAGAAAAAUGAUGUAUUAUUGUGCCUUAAGCAGAAUUUUUGCUUUUUUUUUUAAAAAAAGUCUUCCAGUUAAACAGUUGUAGCUAGAAGUGCCUUUUCAAAGAUGAUGGUAAAUAUUGAAAAUAUUUUAUAGACUGUUUUUGGUACAAAUGAAUUUUCUAAUGAACAAAACUUUAGCUGAAGAAUAUACACAAUGUGCCUUGUAUGUUAACUGUUCUGUCCCAGGAUUAUGAAAGGUUUCUUGUUGUUAUGUAAUGCCUGUUAACAAAUCAUUCACAAUCAGGAAUUUUAUACAUUCCAUAUAUUUUGUACUCGUUGCCAUUGGAUUCCAUUGCCAGAAGAACUUUUGGUAGUUUGUAGAUUGUUAAUCUUUCCUGAGAUGUCUGUAAGGGUUGUACUGGAGAAGUUGUCUGGAAGAGUCGUAAGGUAGUAGUUGUCGUAAAAGGUCGUACCCUAGCAGAUGCCUGUCAGGGCUGUACUAUUAAUAGUAAUUGUUAGUGAGGGUCGACUUAAGUAGUUAUCUGUGAGGUGGUAUUAUAGCCCUGGUUGGUGACGGUUGACUGUCAUAGUCAUAUGUGAGGGUCAUUUGUAAGGGAUGUAUGGUAGUAGUCGUCUGAAAGUGUUGACUGUAGUAGAAAUCUAUGAGGGUUGUACCGUAGUAGUCUGUUUUAUACCGUAGUAGUGAUCUGAGAGACUUGUCCCAUAAUGAUCAGAGAGGGUCAUUCUAGAAUUGUUGGGAGUCUUACCAGAACUGUCAGUCAUACUAAAUUGUCUGAGGUCAUACCAGAAUUGAACAACAGGAUCGUACCAGAAUUGUAAAUCACAUAACAAAAUUGUCUGAGAGGGUCAUAAUAGAACUGUCUUACCAGACUUGUUGGAGUGGGUUGUACCAUGAUAGUCAGAAUUGUACCAGAAUUGGAGAAAGUCAUAUGCAUGAUGUACUCAGUAACUACAACAUUAUAAAUAUAUAUAUGUGUAAGGGCCAAUCUUGAAAUGCUUAAAAUUUUACACAUGCAUUAUUUUUCUGUGAAUAUUUGUGUAUACUGCAUGUCACAUGAAUCCUUUAGCAGUACAAGACAAUUUUUUAUCCCAUAAUUAAUGUUUGAUUUAUAAAUGUGUUUCAUGUGUACCUCUUACAAUUUUAGAAUUAAAUUCAUAAUUGCUUUCGUUACUAAAACAAAUUACAAGGAAAUUCAAGUGAGAGCAUUUUCCUUUAUCAAACAUUAAUUGCCAAAUAGAUCAAUUAAAUAUUUGACUUGAGGGGACAAAUUAUUGAUGUAGUUUGUAUAUAGAUGUAUAGAAUAUAUAUUAUCUAUACCGACCUUUGAUGGCGGUAUACACUGAUCUUUGUGGCGGGUAUAUAGAUGUAAAUAUUGUAUUAUCCUUCCCUCCUGUAUCCAUACCGACCUUUGAUGGCGGUAUACACUGAUCUUUGUGGCGGGUAUAUAGAUGUAAAUAUUGUAUUAUCCUUCCCUCCUGUAUCCAUACCGACCUUUGAUGGCGGUAUACACUGAUCUUUGUGGUGGGUAUAUAGAUGUAAAUAUUGUAUUAUCCUUCCCUCCUGUAUCCAUACCGACCUUUGAUGGCGGUAUACACUGAUCU